AUGCAGGGGAGUAAGAAGUGCACGGAUGGCUUCAGUGACUCCUCAAGCAUUGGCAGUGUGCUGGAUGAUGCAGACAAGGAGGUGAGCAGCCUCACAGACCGCGCGUUCCGGAGCUUGUGCAUCUCAGAGGACGCAUCCUUCCAUGACUCCGACCUGGCCCUGUCCCCAGAUAUCACCCGCCAGGUGUUCAGGAAUUUUCACCAGGGAACGGUGAGCCACACACACAGGAAAAGCGGCAUCUGGAGUCAGUUACCGUCCCAAGGUACUGAGCAUGCAGGCUGGGCAGCCACAUUCCAACAGCUGCCCAAGUACGUUCAAGGGGAGGAGAAGUACCCCAAAAGCAGCCCCCCACUGACACCAGCCCAGAGGAGACUAGAAGUGCCAGUUUCUGGCCUGAGGAGCAGCAACAAGCCUAUUUCCAAAGUGUCGUCUCUGAUCAAAUCUUUCGACAGGACCGAAACCCAACGCUGCGACAGCAGGCCUCCUGCCAGCAAGCCUCCAGCUCUCAAAAAUCCCCCCAAAUUUGCUCCUCUUCCGGAAAGCGGCGUCAACUUCUGUUUCGAUUCUGCCUUUUUGACCGUCAGGAGGGUGCCUGCUGAAGUCUCCAGCACCCAUCAGACCAGCCACCAGCCUGGCCGGAAGCACGGAGAGCAGGAAGCCCCCAAGAACUCCGAAAUGGCCAGUCACGGCCCCAGCAGCUUCCUCCCAACACCUGAACAUGCAGCCAAUUCAUUCGAGCCAAAGUUCCCCUCUCCUGCCCACAAGGCAGCCACUGGUGAGCCUGGAAGGAGCCAGGAGUGGGCUCGCAAAGGGACCUUUCUCCAUAGUGAGAACAGUGCUUUUGAGUCAUGGAAUGCCCACCAGCCAAGGCUACCCGAGAGGAAGGACGCCGCUGACGCUGUCCCAGAAAGCAAGGCUCUCAAGCAUUAUGAGGACACACCCUUGUUAAGAGAGCCCCCGGCCCCUGAGCACAAAACCUCCCCCUGCCAUGUCCGGGCCAACUGCGGUCAGGAAGAGAACAAGAUGGCUGCAGGGACGCUCUCCACAUCUGGAACCUGGGUGUCGAGGGAUUUGGGAGCCCAGGUAUUUGCUAUAGAAGAAAAAUCUUCCAGCUCACAGCCUGACCCUCCUCCAUUGAAACCGACCCAUGCCCCCUGGAGGAAACCAAAGUCUGCCAGGGGAGGGAAAGACAGUCUACAAGAUGCUUCGGAAGAGAAGAAACAGACCAACUGGAGAGGCCCAGCCUUGUAUACAAAGCACAAUCCCCAGGCGCAGUUUCCAGAACAGGAUGCUCUUGACGUGCCUGUGGAGCCCCACGAGCAUUACGAUCCUCCUUUCAACAUCAGUAAGCUUCUGACCCCUGUCAUACCCACCAAACAGGUCCUGGAGUCAUCUGACAGCCAGCCAGCGGAGAUAAUCCCUUCACCCCCAGGACAGCUAAAUGGAUACCAAGAGAAGGAGCCCAGUGAAUGUCAGUCCCGGGACAGCUACAAAUCCAAAGCCCCCAGCCUGCUGUUUAACCUCAAAGAUGUGCGGAAGCGUGUAAAAAGCACAUACAGUCCCUCGCCUCUCGUGAAAGGCCUGGAUGAGAAAAUCAGAGACAAGCAAGAAUCCCUGAGCAACGGUGGACUCCUUCCCAACGGGCUCGAGGAAAGCCUUCCGGAUGAGCUCCCUAAGGAGACCCCAGGUGAUGGCCCUUCUGUGCCACUCAUCAGUACCCAGAAGGACCCCAAAGCUGACCCUGAUACAGCCUCUGCAGACAACUACCUAACUCCCACCUCACCAUCAACUAUCACCAAAGCCCCCUUCUGUGUCAACGGCGAGGCUGCCAACAGGAACAACUUUGAGAAGGACGAUACCAAUGGAGAAUCAGAGAUGGGUGACUCCAGGCCUGGCUGGCGUCCGGACUCCAGGCAACACCGCCGCAGGAAGCAUCUGUCUCUGAAACUUUGCAGCGAAGAUCCUGAGGCAGGGAAGGCUGUGGAGACCCCAAAGACCCCCGGCCUAGAGAAUGGAUUCUUGAGAUCCAUCUCUCAAGAGACAGAACCCGAGAGAGAGGCAGGACUUCAGAAUCCAAACUUCAACCCGAAAUUCUCCCCAGGGCCCCUUUCUCCCGAGGAAGAAGAUGUGUUUUAUAGCGACAGCCAAUCUGAUUUUAUGCCAGGACUCAAAAGUAAGGCCAAAUUCAGCACGAGCUCUUCAGAUCAGUCCUUUGCCUCGUUCGAGGAUCAGCAGAAGACGUGGUUCACAGAGACCCAGCAGGAAGAUGGCAGGAACGACAUGAGUGCAGGUGACGGUCGGAAGGAUGAGCAGGAGAAAGUGAUGGAGGAAGAUGAGCUAGAGUACGGUGUCGUGAGUAACGGGAACGCAUGCGUGGAGGAGCACAGCAAGCGGGAAUCCUUGCCAGAAGAAGAAAGUUUGCCAGGAGGUAGCCCCAGGAAGGCGCCAAGGGAGGAAGCUAAUUUCAGAGGCACUGGGACUGGGGGAAGUAAGUCAGAUAAAACUCUUUCACAUGCCAAAGGCCUUGCCCCUUCACCAGCUUCCACUUCAAACAAGCAUAUACUCUUCGCAAUUAAAGAUAACACCCUGAGGGCCACCCCUGUAAUCAAACCCAUCAUGCUGCCCCUCCUGAGGUCCAUGUCCUCGGAGUCCCCAGUGGGAAGUGGCUACAAAGAGGAAGAACUGCCAAGGCCAGGCUGGGGCGGGGAUGCUGGUCCCUGUGCUCCUGAGAGCCAGGAAAUGCCCAGCACGCUGGCACCCACCAGUGCACGGCGAACACAUGUGAAGGGCGUGGCCUGUGAGGAGCUGGAGGGCCAUGAGUGGGAGCCCAGCGCCGCCAGGUCGGAGACCUCCCAGGCAACCCCAAAGUGGUAUGUUCCAUCUUCUCCACUCACAGGAGAGGGCCAGGGGCUGAAGCCACCCCAAGAGGCCACACAGAAAGUUAUGGUGAACAAUGGCAAGAGCGGUUCAACAGACCCGGUGAAGCUGGAUGCUCCAAGGUGCAUCCCUACCAUCACUUUGCCAGAAGAUGACCCAGAAGACCAGCUACCCCCACAGCAGCUGGGAACCUUUUGGGAAGAGCAGGUGCAAGGCUUCAAUAGUCACUUUUUGUCUGCCCCCAGAGCAGGGCCCCCAGGGAGAAGAUGGGUCACCAGUGAACUGGCGGGUUCCCCCAAUGCCAGCUCACUGGAGGAGAGUAGUGCAUGUUCCCCGGCUGCCAGCAGCAUUUGGGACGAUGCUUCCCAGGCCCCUAGUGAGCCUGGCCUGCUGCCAGGGGAGCCUCCCGGCAGCAGCCUCUGGGUCAGCCCCAGCCCUGGCAGGGUGGCCCGGAGGGAGGACCUGACACACGCCCUCGCGUGGGAACCUGGCUCUGACCCCCAGCUGGAGCUGUCAUCCGAAGACCUCAGGACGCUUUCUCCGAGAGGCUCUCUGCUGGAUGUGGCCACCAGCUCAGCCGGCCUCCUGGAGAAGCCAGAGCCUCCUGCUCAGCUGGAGAGGGCGGCUGGCAAGCCACCUGCCGUCCCACCCAAAACAGAGAAGGCCCUACGGCGGGCAAAGAAGCUGGCAAGCAAGAGGAGAAAGAUCGACCAGCCACAGGAAAAGCAUGGGGAACGCCGAGAAGAAAAGCUGAACCCCGAGGACUCAGAGCAUAGGCCACUGUCCCCCAGAGAGAGGCCCCGUCCUAGGUUCCCUGUGGUCCGCUCCUUGCCCCCUCCCCUGCAUCGCCACUCGGUGUCUGCCUUUUCAGAGCCAGUCCAGAGGAGGCCUGGGGGGCCCCAGUCCCUUACACCCCAGCCCCCUUACCCUGCCACCCAGAAGGUCCUCCAAGACCCCCAGUCUGGAGAGUACUUUGUCUUCGAUUUGCCGCUCCAGGUGAAAAUCAAGACCUUCUAUGACCCAGAGACAGGCAAAUACGUCAAGGUCUCCAUCCCAUCCUCUGAGGGGGGUUCCCCUGAGCCAACCCCGCCAGACGCCCUUGCUGCUCCCUACGUGCUGUACCCCGGCUCCCGGCCCCUGCCCGUGACGGCUCUGAUGCCCUUGCGCUGCUCCUCUCAGCUCUCUGCCCCCACCUUCCUAAGGCAGCGCCCUCACACCGCCGAGGCGGCCGGCCUCAGGCCCCAGAGCGUCCACGAUGUGGUCCUGCAGCUGCCCUCUGAGGCUCCUGGCAACCCCACGCAGCCCUCUGCAGGCCAGCGCCCCGAGGGGCCUUCCCAGAGUACAGGGCAGGAGGAGGGUGAUGCUCCAAGCCUGGGCAUCAUCUCCACCAACGACCUAGAGGACUUUGCCACAGAAGGCAUUUCUUGA
Rangifer tarandus platyrhynchus (Svalbard reindeer) is the source of this 4305-nucleotide messenger RNA. Lineage: Eukaryota; Metazoa; Chordata; Mammalia; Artiodactyla; Cervidae. The record is from the annotation of a GenBank genome assembly.